Molecule: messenger RNA, 1417 nt
Organism: Vitrella brassicaformis
Lineage: Eukaryota; Vitrellaceae
Source: the annotation of a GenBank genome assembly
ACGGCCCCUGUGUUAUGUCGGUAGCCUGAGCAGCAUGUGCUGCGGUGGCAUCCAAAUUGUCGACAACGGCAAGUGAGACGCACACGAGGAUCAGGGUCCAUCUGCCAGGUCACGUGGGCGGAUCAUUUCUCAGGGGCAGGCCCCAAACCGUGCUAAUAGGAUGGGGCAAUGGAGGGCCUUUCUUCACCGAAGUGACGCAUGAGGAUCGCCCCCGCAUAGUUCGCGAAUUCGAAGGCCUUGCUGCGUCAGCCAUUGCUGCACCACUGGGAAAGGCCUGUGCAAAUCGUUGCCGCCAAAGAAGCCGCCCCCUGCAUGAUGCGUGUGCAUAGAAUGCAUGUUUGGUGCUGUUGUUUGCUCGUAUCCACCUGAAAGCACGGCCCCCAGUGGGUAGUCCUUAGGCUGCUCGGGCUCCACCGACGAAUGCAGCAUCAUAACAAUCUGAAUCACCUUCUCCUUGACCGUCAUCCGACUCACCAGGUCCUCGAUCGCCGCCUCCAUCGGCGCAUCCUUGCUGACCUUCGACACUGCUUGGACAUCGUGGGCAGGCUUCCCCCCGACGUCCUCAGCCUCGUCGCGGGUGACGGUCGGGUUGCGGUCGAUUGUAGCGUGCAGCGGGCAGUUGUCUUCCGAGUUGGUGACUAGAUAGGACAUCAUCCAGUCCUCGAGGGUUACGUUGGUCACUGACGCGUUGGAAAGGAAUGGGAUGCUCAGGUCGCUGCACGUCAGGGGCGACUGCGGGGACGUAUGUGAUAUCACACGCAAACUCCAGGCAGAGAGAGAGAGAGAGAGAGAGGGCCGGGGCAGUGUGUAGAUACGUGAUGGCCCUGCCCCUGCGGCUGUGCUCGCGCCUGGUCUCACCCUGGAUAAGAACUGGCGGGCCGUUUCCUGGCCUUGUUGGCGGCCAACAGAUCCAGUGAAUUCGUGGCAGUCUCGUUUUUUGCUUGGGCUGAUUCCCACAGAUUGAAGGCCGUCGUGUUUCUUCCUUGGCCUUGGCGAGGGCGCCAUGGAAUAAAAGACCGUUUGGUGUCUUUCCGCCACCGCUCCAGCCCGUCAUGCCCCACGUCGUCACAGCUCCAUCCCGUCCAGUCCACAGUUGUCCUCGCUGCGAGAACCUACCGGGAUGCCGCUUGCGGACGCCUUGCCGUCCCAGGAUUGCCACUGUUGUUCCCAUUUGCACGUGCCGGGGUACGUGCCGGGCAGACAGCACCCUUCCCUUGCUCGACUGCCGCGAGGAGCUCGUGCUGUACAUCGGCAAAACGUCGCGCCAGGCAACCCGCGAUGCCUCCCGGAUACUCAAGGCACCCAUUACCGACAACUGCCCGUCGCCCUCACACGCACUACUGCGGCGACGCUGGCAGAAAGGCAUUGUCAGCAAAAUCGACUUCACUUUCGAUGACGUUGGCGACAGCGGAUGCGU